AUGAUAUACGACGUGGCUGAAGAAAGACACGUUGAAGUGUUUGCCAAGUUGGCCGAUGGGGUUAUCCAUGAAACAACGCCAGAAGUGGUCAAGCCUUUUUUAUCCCCAGAUUUCCCCAUAGAAAAACUCAAUGAAUAUUUAGAAGGUUAUAGUAAACCUUCUGAUAUGCCUGAUUUCAGAAGAUAUGUCUUGUCGGUUGUCAAUAGAGCCAGUGCCUCUUCUGUAAGAAUGUUUGCAUUGUCGAUGGACAUGUUGGACAAUCGUCUCAUGGCUCCAGCCCUCACAAACUCUACAACCAUGGUUAGAGAUAUGACCCCCCAGGAAGCAGAAAAAAUGCUUCAAAAUUGGAGAGACUCUUAUAUUUCUCUCAAACGGAAGUUAUUCAGAACCGUAGUAGCUUUGACCAUGGCUACGUUUGGAAAAUGUGCAACGGAAUUGCAUUUGAAAGCUUUAGGUUAUCCUGGUAAAGAAUUAAGGGAAAAGCUCUGGGACGAACAAGUUAUUGAUCCUUACGUUUAUCCAAUGCUUCCCAAACCUGAAACGGAAGGCGAAGAAUUGUAUCUUCCUGAUAUCGAUGCCAUCAUAAUUGGAUCCGGGUCUGGUGCGGGAGUUGUAGCUCAUACUUUAUCUCAACAGGGCCUUAAAUCACUUGUGUUGGAGAAGGGUAAAUAUUAUGCCAAUAACGAGUUUGUAUUCAAUGAUUGUGAAGGUUUUGAAAAGUUGUAUGAGCUGCAAGGUGAAAUCAGUACCGACAGUCAAGUAGUUGUUUUGGCAGGAAGCACUUUUGGUGGAGGUUCUGCUAUUAAUUGGGGUGCUAGUUUAAAGACACCUUUUAAAGUAAGAAAGGAAUGGUACGAUGACUUCGGAUUGGAAUGGGCUGCCAAUGAAUCUUAUGAUAAUUGUGUUGAAUAUGUUUUGCGUCAAAUGGGAUGCACCGACCAGAACAUACCUCAUUCUCAUUCUAAUAAAGUACUUUUGGAAGGGUCUGAAAAGUUGGAUUAUAAGAGCAAGGUAAUUCCUCAAAAUUCUGGUGGUCAUCAAGAUCAUUCUUGUGGGUUCUGUUACUUGGGUUGUAAAUAUGGAAUCAAGCAAGGUUCUGCAAAUUGUUGGUUCCGAGAUGCUGCUGAAAAUGGUACGAAAUUCAUGGAUCAAGUUCGUGUUGAUGGAAUUAUUCAUAAGAAUGGAGCAGCAGAAGGUGUUUUAUGUACCAAUGUGGUUACCAAUAAAUCUUUCACUAUUCGUGGACCUAAGAAGAUUGUUGUUAGUGCUGGAGCUUUGAAUACACCUGUGAUCUUAAAGAGAUCUGGUUUCAAGAAUAAGAACAUUGGCAAACACUUGAAGUUGCAUCCAGUAGUAGUUAUAUUUGGAGAUUGGGGGAGAGAUGUGAUAACUGAACCAUUCAAGAAACCAAUCAUGACUGCGGUAGUGACCGAAACUGAUGAUGUUGAUGGGAAGGCCCACGGAGCCAAAAUUGAAGCUGUAUUGCAUACUCCACUUCUUGAGAAUACUUGGAUGCCUUGGUUUGAUAGUGAUUCUGCAAGACAGUUUUCUCUCAAGUAUAAUAAUUUGAGUGCCAUGCUUAUUAUCACCAGAGAUACUGGUGAAGGCAGUGUUAACUUCAAUCCUUCCAAACCCAAUGCACUUGAUAUUUCGUACUCUGUCAAUCAAUUUGAUAGAGAUGCACUUCAGAUCUCUUGUUUGACAGCAGCUGAUAUUUUAUACGUUGAAGGAGCUAAAGAAAUCAUUCACCCUCAACACGAUAUUCCAAGUUUUAAAUCCGAAAAGCCCAAGGACGAGAGACUGAUAGAUGAUGAGGAUUAUCAGAAAUGGCGAUCCAAGGUUGCUAAGAUUCGGUUGGACUCUUAUGCCACACCAUAUGGAUCGGCACAUCAGAUGUCUACUUGUAGAAUAUCAGGUAAAGGUCCCCAAUAUGGAGCAGCUGAUCUUCGGGGUCGGUUAUUUGAAUGUGAUAAUGUUUACGUUGCAGAUUCUAGUGUGAUGCCCACCGCAAGUGGAGCUAAUCCUAUGGUCACCGCGAUGGCAAUGGCAAGACACAUUGCAUUAGGAAUAGCCAAAGACUUGAAACCUAAGGAGAAGCUCUGA
Lizanozyma spartinae is the source of this 2103-nucleotide messenger RNA. RefSeq lists its product as uncharacterized. The record is from RefSeq and is a predicted model, not a curated record. The coding region runs from base 1 to 2103 and encodes 700 amino acids. The transcript has a single exon. Gene Ontology annotation, molecular function: long-chain-alcohol oxidase activity; flavin adenine dinucleotide binding. NCBI's taxonomy places the organism in Eukaryota, Fungi, Ascomycota, Pichiomycetes, Serinales, Debaryomycetaceae.